AUGCAUUACCAUAACCUUCUUAUUGCCGCGCUCGCCAUCGCAGCCCCUCUUUCCCUCGCCCUUCCUCUCGCCGACCCUGAGCCCGCAAAAGGUGCCCCAGCCACAAAUAAAGUGCCCGAGAACCAGAACAUCUACGCCAAACCUACUUGGCUUUCUAUUCCUAUCAUUGACCCUACCAAACUUUCCAUCUUUCCUACUCCUGCUCCCACGCAAAAGCCAGAACCUGUUACCACGAAGGGUGAGCAACAAGAUGGACAGGAUCAUGCUACGAAGACAGUGAAGGGGGGCGAGGGCGGGCCGGCGCAGAGUAGUCAGGUCUCUACUACCCAUGCCCCUAAGAAUCCAGAGGCUAAAGGGAAGGGAAAGGACCAGAGGGAUGUUGAGGAGCUUGAGGAUAGGGACGUUGCAGAUUUGGACUUGGAUUGGGAGACAGAGGGAAGAUUGGCGGAUAUGAGAGUUGAUUUGGAAGAGAGAGGUACAAGUGGAAAGCCCACUGGAGGUUUCACUGGAAAACCUGAUCCAGCACCUGCACCUACCGCAACUGCAAAACCAACUCAGCAUUUUACUGGAAAACCGGAUACUGAGCCGGCUCAAACAGCUACUGCUAAACCAACCCAGCACUUCACUGGUAAACCUGACGGACCCGAACCAACAGUAACAGCUAAGCCCACUGAGCACUUCACCGGCAAACCUGAUGGGCCCGUUCAGACUGCCACCGGAAAACCAACUCAGCACUUUACCGAGAAGCCAGAUACACCACCUACCAAGAUAAUCAACACUGUUGAACCUGUCAAGACCUCUACCGUUUUCACUGAUAAGCCAGAAAGUGUUCCAAGAACAUUUACGACCGUGUACAAUAACGGCGGUCAGGCUACCCCAAGUUCCAUUCUGGUCAAUACCUAUGGACCGGUUAGUAGUAGUAUCAUCGUAAUUCCCGUACCAGUUGGUACUGGGAAGCCUACUGGAGGAAGAGGAUUUUAG
Molecule: messenger RNA, 981 nt
Organism: Botrytis fragariae
Lineage: Eukaryota; Fungi; Ascomycota; Leotiomycetes; Helotiales; Sclerotiniaceae
Exons: 2
Coding region: 1-981 (326 amino acids)
Source: RefSeq, a predicted model, not a curated record